Annulohypoxylon truncatum is the source of this 2181-nucleotide messenger RNA. RefSeq names its product hydrolase. Bases 500 to 1768 code for a protein of 422 amino acids. Gene Ontology annotation, molecular function: hydrolase activity, acting on ester bonds. NCBI's taxonomy places the organism in Eukaryota, Fungi, Ascomycota, Sordariomycetes, Xylariales, Hypoxylaceae. The record is from RefSeq and is a predicted model, not a curated record. The transcript has 2 exons.
UAGCAAUUACCUAGGCAAUGGAUCGGUGCUAGCCCGUCCUACCUUCCCGUCGGAGCCGUUGUGCCCCGGCUCUACGGAGCUGUGGAGUAUCGCAUGGAUCAAUGGAAUUAUUCAGGGCACUUACGGGGAAGGGACGGUAAGGCGGCAGUAGCCUCUGACGUCACGAAAUUGAAGUAGGGUUUUGUCUAGGCAACUCGAGCCCUGGAGACCACCAAUCAAUUAUACCAACAUCCCGUGCCCAAUUGAAUGCCCCAAAGAUCAUACAUCCAAUGACUAGAGUUAUGCAGCUUCCUCAUAUUUAGAAAAGUCUUCAUAACUGACUCCAAGAUUGGCGAACAUCGCUUCCCAUAAUUGCGUGCUCCGAGGCCGAGGCCGUCAGAAUUCGCCAACCUAUUAAUUAGGUAGGGCAUCUUUACGCGGGUAUUUCGCCCCCUUGCUGCAGAACGCCCAUUAAAUAUCUCAAACAUCUAAGCUGUUCUUCACGCAUUGGUUGGACGUAAUGUGUCAAAAUCAUCUAGGGGAGCUAGAGUCCUCUGCUUUGGGAACCCCGCUAUCUCAUAGCAACCAGGGGAGUUCCCUCGAGCCUUUUCCCUGGGAUGCUGGUGUCUUCGAUGCUCAUUGCCACCCUACCGAUACAAUGGCGUCAAUAAAAAUUAUACCACACAUGAAAGCACGUGCUUUAACCGUGAUGUCUACAAGGUCCCAAGACCAGGACCUCGUCUCUGACGUAGCUUCUCGCUAUGGUGUCGAAGACAGUGGCAUAGCGGUCUCUUCACGCUCUUCUGGAGAAGGCCGUUUAAUACCUUGCUUUGGCUGGCAUCCUUGGUUCUCCUACCAGUUUUAUGAUGACCUUUCUUCCGACUUAACAUAUGAUGGAACUCCAUCUGGCAAGAUAUCACACUAUGACAAAACAUUAGUUCCGCCGCCUUCGUCAAAAGACGUGUCCUUCAGCGAAGGACUUCCGGAUCCGCAACCACUGUCUGAGUUCCUACGUGAAACUAAGUCUCGGUUAGAGAAGCAUCCUAUAGCUCUCGUUGGUGAAAUUGGGUUAGACAAAGCGUUUCGGCUUCCUCAAGCUUGGACUUCGACCAAUAAGGCCCAGCGUGAUGAAGGACUUACACCUGGAGGCCGGGAAGGGAGACUUUUGAGCCCUCACCGAGUACAGAUGGCACACCAGGCUGUGAUCCUCCAAGCCCAACUGCGGUUAGCGGGCGAGAUGGGUCGUCCGGUCAGUGUUCACGGAGUCCAGGCACAUGGCGUCCUUUAUGAUACCAUCUCCCAGCUAUGGAAGGGACACGAGAAACCGGUAAUGUCAAGAAGAGACAAGAGAAGAAUCGCCGAAGGGGCAGAGGACUUCUCUAGCUCAUCCGAAGACGAGAUCAAUGAGAGCCAUGUCAAGUCCAGCACGAAGAAAGAGAAGCCCAAGCAGGGACCAAAGCCAUACCCCCCACGUAUCUGUGUACAUUCCUUUAGCGGACCAGCUGAGGUGGUUAAGCAGUAUCUUCACCCCUCGGUGCCGGCGGAGAUAUUCUUCUCCUUCUCAAUUGUAAUAAAUUGGGCAACUGGGGGUGGGGACAAAGCAGAGGAGGCAAUCCGAGCCAUCCCUGAUGAUCGCAUAUUGGCGGAGAGUGACCUGCAUGUUGCGGGUGAGCAGAUGGAUCAAUACCUCGAAGAGGUAUGCAGGAAGAUUUGCGAGGUCAAAGGAUGGAAUUUGCGCGAGGGCGUUGAACAGCUGGGUAGGAAUUGGAGGGCUUUUAUAUUUGGCUAGCGUCUACGUCUUAGGAAAGAGUCCCAUGCGUUUAUCAUAGGGGAACAUUACCGAAUCCGCGAUGUUAGCGAUAUGGACAAACGACAACUUCUAUUCGCGAGAGUUUACUGCUUAGCUGUUCCAUACAAGAUACCUAAGUUAUAAUCGUCUGAUUAUAUUUCCUUAGCUGACCCGGGCAACACGGAUAUGUAUAACUUCACCGAUCAGUCGCUGAGAAAACAAAUUCCCUCGAAUUAACUCAUUGUCAUCAGCUCAUGCAAGAGAGUCGGUUAAGCUGCGAGGUGGUAGUAUGCGAGUACAUAUCUCAUAUACUUUAGGAUGUCUAUAUGGAACCUGUACUUGAGUAUCAAAAUUGCGAAAAUCGACGAUAAAAGUGGAGGGAGCUAGGAUAUAUAUGGAUAAGCAGAAUUAAG